Molecule: messenger RNA, 822 nt
Organism: Formica exsecta
Lineage: Eukaryota; Metazoa; Arthropoda; Insecta; Hymenoptera; Formicidae
Product: protein SEY1-like
Exons: 4
Coding region: 13-639 (208 amino acids)
Source: RefSeq, a predicted model, not a curated record
CAGAACCACGAGAUGACAUUACAAGCUUUUUUAUUCGUGCUGGCGACGACGGCGGUCACGGCUAGGCCCUCGUUUUACGAAGGCCAUGGUCUGGGGCCAGAUGAGUCCAAGCUCAUCUCACAGUCGGUACAUCUGCACGAAGUGCCGACCAAGGUUAUCAAGGUCACCAAGACAGUAGCUAUCAAGGUCCCCGUACCGUAUCCCGUUAAGGUGCCCCAUCAUAUUCCGUUUCCAGUGCCUGUGAAACAUCCUGUGGCAAUUCCGGUGCCGCAAAUAGUGAAAGUACCACAACAUGUGCCGGUAACGGUGGAGAAGCCGUUUCCGGUGGAGCUGCAUCAGCAGGUGCCGUUCCUGAUAUCUAAACCGGUGCCUAUACCACAUCCGGUUCCAGUGCCGCAUCCGGUUGCAUUGACCAAGCCAGUCUUCAUCUCGGUACCGAAGAUAAUCACGAUCCCGCAAUCAAAUCACAACGAAGGUGCCGUUGAAACUGAUGCUGGAAAUGGUCAUGCCGAUCAUGAGACGAUCAACUAUAACUCUUAUGCCGUCAACGUUCAAGAUCAUGGAACGGCCGACGAUCAGCAAAACGGCAAUCAAGCCCAUUUUCAGCCUUCCCAGCACGAUUACUCGGCGAAUCAUUAACUUUCGAAAUGCGACAGGUCGGCCGAUUAUGGCGGUGUAGGUCUCUGUUGAAAGGAAAAGUACAUACAUCAAGAAGUAAAUCAUUGGAUAUGAUAUGCGUGAGCUAAUCAUUUUGAAAGUGAUUUAAGCCAGAUGUGUUAAAAGAGUUUAAGUAGAAGAACAAAGAAUUCGAGUACUAAAUGA